ACUCAAGCCAGUUUACAGUAUUUCAAGUUGCCCGUUUGCGAUGGCCAUAAACCUGAAAGCGACCGCCAGCGAUGUGAAAAGCGGCCUUGCCGAUCCGCUUCAGCUUCACUACAUUCCAGCCUCGAUCAACGGUGAUGGGCCGGCCAACGUGGAGAAGUUCUUCACCCCUUACACCGAGAACCAACCGGGCGGAGUGCUACAAAAUGCUCUCCGUGGAUAUCCGCUGCUGGGCAAGGAGAUGACGCUUCCGGAGGGCUACACGGGAGUAAUCUUUCAGGAAACGAAGAAGCCCCUCUCGAGCGAGGACGAUCGGAACUUCACUUUCGGAGGGGCAUUCCGCACGCUCACCUACUGGAACUACGAUCGCAAUCCAACGCAGAACGAUCCUUUCUCGAAGGCCCUGAACUGGCUAAAGCUAUCGGAGGUUCUACACGGUGAAGAGGACGAAAUUGACGCUCCCAAGCCGGAACCUGCACUUUCGAAGAAAAAUAAAGUGAAACAGGAGAAAGACAGCUCCUCUUAGAUUGGCAGCAUUAAUUGUAUUAAAGUCCUAUUU
Messenger RNA from Anopheles darlingi, 556 nucleotides. RefSeq names its product ribonuclease H2 subunit C. The transcript has 2 exons. Gene Ontology annotation, biological process: RNA catabolic process. NCBI's taxonomy places the organism in Eukaryota, Metazoa, Arthropoda, Insecta, Diptera, Culicidae. The record is from RefSeq and is a predicted model, not a curated record. The coding region runs from base 41 to 523 and encodes 160 amino acids. Gene Ontology annotation, cellular component: ribonuclease H2 complex.